AUGAUAUUCCUUGACCGCUUCUUUCCAGCAUCAAAGACGAGUGCCCUCAAACGGGAGAUUACCGAAGCCAGACAGGAGUACGAUGAACCCGUUGGCCAGUACUGGGACUGGUUCCAAGGUUUGCUUCAAGCAUGCCCCAAUCACAAGAUGAAGGAGAAGGAAAUUUACUCUGUUUUCUACAGUGGACUCACUAUGGAUAGCAAGAACGAGCUCAACCUCGCAGCUCAAGGGGAAUUCUCAAAAACCUCAUUCAGCCAAGCCAAAAACAUCCUGGAGCGGCUUAUUGAAGCCAAGAGGUCGUACGAGACAUCACGAGGACAGUAUAGAAGAGGAACAGGAGGAGACUGGGAGUACCAGCACCAAGUCCCUCAGUUUAGCAAUCAGGGAAGGCAGUCGAACAAUCAAAUGGUGAAUUAUGUCCCAGAGUACCAAAGAGGAAAUCAGCAACCCCAAGGGAACUCACCGUACUUCCAAGGGAGCCAGCAAAAUCAUUUCCCCCAGAACAAACCGGAGCAGUAUGGACCUUCCGGCUACUACCAGCAAGGCCAUGGAGGAGGCCAAUUUAAUCAGAGGUAUAACAGGCAGCAAAUUGAAGGUUCAGAAGAUUUGAUGAUCCCGCAUCGACCCCAUGAUGCAAUGCGAGAGAUACAAGAAACCCAGAAGGAACAGAGGGCUGCACUCGAGAUGCUUACAAAGCAGUUAUCUCAGGUCGCCCUGACACUAGGCGAGCUGAGAGGCAAUGAAGGAAAGAUUCCGGCUACAGUGCAGCCAACCACUGGGCGAGAGAAUGUCAAUGCAAUCGCUCUAAGAUCGGAAGGGGUUAUUCAAAACUCAGCUGCAAGUUUCCCAGCGCCCAGACCCAGUCAUAACGAAAGCCUUGAGUCUAGCACCCUUGAUCAAGUCACAAAAGAAAAAGAGUCUUACACCCGUAAGAAGGAUACUGAAAAGGGAAGGAUGGUCGAAGCAGAAAAAGUGACCGGUGUGAUCCAACCUAGUGAUCUUCCACCAAAGAAGACUGACCCAAGGGUAUUUACGCUUCCAAUCUCCAUUAGAGAAGUCCUAAUGGAGCAAGCAAUGUGCGACCUAGGGGCUUCCAUCAAUGUUAUGCCAUAUUCUAUGUAUGAAAAGCUGGGUGAAGAAAAGCUAGUCGAAACCGAUAUGGUGAUACAGCUGGCAAAUGGAUCUUGCAUUUACCCCGAGGGAAUUCUAGAAGAUGAACUUGUCAAAGUAAAUAAGUUUAUGUACCCCGCCGACUUCUUCGUCAUAAAGACGACAAAGCCGGGAGCGGAAGAGUCUGUUGGCAUCCUUUUGGGAAGGCCAUUCUUAUCCACAGCCAGCACAGUCAUCGACGUCCUCCAGGGGACGAUGAAACUGAGUUUUAAUGGAGAACAUCUUACAUUCAAAGUUGAUAAAGCUGUGAGAAAGCCACAGGACAGCGAGAGCAUUCAAACAGUAGAGGCUAUCAGCCCUCGGAAACAAAAGUAUCCAGAAAAGAAAUCCUUCAAAGAACCACCCUCUGGUUCCACUGAAGGUGAACAGCUCAAGAGAGAGGCAGCAGAAUGGUUUGAUACGACGAUGACUGGAGAAAUGGACGAUCAAGCCAUUAGAAGGGCAAUUAUGAAAUUUUGUUAA
This is a messenger RNA of Salvia splendens (bonfire salvia), 1632 nucleotides long. RefSeq lists its product as uncharacterized. Lineage: Eukaryota; Viridiplantae; Streptophyta; Magnoliopsida; Lamiales; Lamiaceae. The record is from RefSeq and is a predicted model, not a curated record. Bases 1 to 1632 code for a protein of 543 amino acids. The transcript is spliced from 2 exons.